AUGAUCGUGGGAGAACAUUACACCUGUCAGUGUAAUGUAAGUGUAAGUAAAAUAGUAAGUACAAUAGUAAGUAUGCUCAUCACUAUUCUCACCUUCCCUCUGUCUCUCUUCUUUGUCAUCAAGGUAGUGCAGCAGUACGAGAAAGCAGUUAUAUUCCGUCUGGGGGAGAUUAAGAACAAGAAGGGGGCAGGCCCGGGCUUGUUCACCUACCUGCCUUGUUUAGACGAUAUGAGAAUCGUGGAUAUGAGGACUAUUUCAUUUGAUGUAGCUCCGCAAGAGAUUCUGACAAAGGACAGUGUAACGGUAACGGUGGAUGCGGUAGUUUACUACAGAAUCCACGAUGCGAUCAUGAGUGUUUGCAACGUUGACGACGUACAGAAAGCAACCAAACUGCUAGCCCAGACCACGCUUCGUAACAUGUUAGGUAUCAGAACACUAGCGGGAAUACUGAGCGAGAGGGAGAUGAUAGCCAAUGGUAUUCAGAACACACUUGAUGAGGCCACAGAUCCGUGGGGAGUUGUCGUGGAAAGGGUUGAAGUAAAAGAUGUGAAAUUACCAGUUUCGCUGCAAAGAGCUAUGGCUGCUGAAGCAGAGGCAGACAGAGAUGCUAGAGCUAAAGUGGUAGCUGCAAAGGGAGAACUGCAAGCUAGCCGAGCAUUGAAAGACGCAGCUGAUAUUAUUUCUGAGUCACCAGCAGCAUUACAGCUGAGAUAUCUACAGACUCUUUGCACAGUUGCAGCCGAGAAAAACAGCACCAUCUUGUUCCCUAUUCCUGUGGAUAUCAUGAAAAGUUUCAUGAAGUAA
Bolinopsis microptera is the source of this 804-nucleotide messenger RNA. Its product is annotated as stomatin-like. The transcript is spliced from 8 exons. The record is from RefSeq and is a predicted model, not a curated record. The coding region runs from base 1 to 804 and encodes 267 amino acids. NCBI's taxonomy places the organism in Eukaryota, Metazoa, Ctenophora, Tentaculata, Lobata, Bolinopsidae. Gene Ontology annotation, cellular component: plasma membrane.